AGUAAGUGAUCUUUUCAGCAGAUCUGGAUGCACUCACCACUCCAGUUAUCAAUACCCUUUUACCUUUGCUUUCUGCUUAAUUAAUGGCAAAUCAGGCAGUUAAUCAUCAGAUCAUGGCCAAAGAAUCAUCUUCAACGCAGCAGUUGCCUCUUCUAUCUCUCAAUCACGUCUCAUUUAUCUGCAGAUCUGUUCGUACAUCCGUCAAGUUCUACACCGAUGUUCUUGGAUUCGUUCUCAUCCGACGCCCUUCCUCCUUCGAUUUCGAAGGCGCUUGGUUGUUUAACCAUGGGAUUGGAAUCCAUUUGUUAGAAAUGGAGUCAACUCCAGCAAAGAAAGCAGUGAUCAAUCCAAAAGACAACCACAUUUCGUUUCAAUGCACAAAUAUGGAUCUCAUAAUCAAGAAACUCGAGGAAAUGGGAAUCGAAUAUGUGACCGCGGUUGUAAAAGAAGGCGGUGUGGAGGUGAACCAGCUCUUCUUCCAUGAUCCAGAUGGUUACAUGAUUGAGAUAUGCAAUUGCCAUGUUCUCCCUGUGCUUCCCAUCUCCUCAUGCCCCCUCAAGAAGAGCGCACCCGUUCCUCAAGUCAACCGCGUCGAAUCCCCCUUCUACGAUGAAACAAGAUCCAAGAAUUACUUUUGUGGAGAAGAUGAGGGCUUAAUGAUGGACAAUUUCUUGAUAGACAUGAUGGGUAUCUCUUUUUAAGGUUUAACAUAAUGUGCCGGUCCUAUAUUGACUUAGUAAUAACUAAAGAAUUCCCGCCGCAUUGCAGCGGGUCGCAAUCCUAGUUAUAUAAUAAAAGUGAAAGAAUGACCAAAGAGGUACCCAAGAUUACAUGGAUUCAAUAAUGCUCUUCAAGUUUAUUUCAUUAUGUUUUGUGUAAAAUUACUUGGAUAAUAUUGUUCUAACAUUGUCUAUUUUGGAUAGUUAAGUAAUAUUAUUUCACUUA
Molecule: messenger RNA, 945 nt
Organism: Helianthus annuus (common sunflower)
Lineage: Eukaryota; Viridiplantae; Streptophyta; Magnoliopsida; Asterales; Asteraceae
Exons: 4
Coding region: 84-701 (205 amino acids)
Source: RefSeq, a predicted model, not a curated record